AUGUCUUUCUUUUCUACUCUCCGUCGAUCCUCUGCCUUCAUCCAACGCUUCCGAAUCUCAACUCCACCAUCCUUACUGAAUUCCAACUCACCGCGAUAUCCAAACUGGAUUUCAGCCUUUGCUCUUGCCUCUUCUUUAUCUCUUCUUUAUUACUUCUCCAAACACAAUUCAUAUUUCGACUCUCAUUUCUUAAACAAUGCUUUUACAAAAUCAUCACAUCCUGAGAGUUCCAAUGAUAAUCACUUUCUCUUUGGAGAUGCGUACAGAAGUAAAGUUUUCUUCAACUAUGAGAAGCGCAUAAGGUUGCAUAGUCCACCCGAGAAGGUUUUCGAAUACUUUGCAUCUUCUCGUACACCAGAAGGGGAAGUUCAUAUGAAUCCUGCAGAUUUAAUGCGUGCAGUUGUUCCUGUUUUCCCUCCAUCUGAAUCAAAUCUCGUUAGAGAUGGAUCUUUGAAAGGUGAAAGAAGUCCCGGACAUUUGUUAUGUCCCCCUUCGGAAUUCUUUAUGCUUUUCGAUGUAAAUGGUGAUGGUCUUGUAUCAUUCAGGGAGUAUUUGUUCUUGGUAACACUGCUUAGCAUCCCAGAAUCAAGCUUUUCUGCAGUAUUCAAAAUGUUUGACAUGGAUAAUGAUGGGGAGAUAGAUAAAGAAGAAUUCAAAAGAGUAAUGGCAUCGAUGCGAUCUCAUAGCAAGCAUGGUGUUCAUCGAAGGGAUCUAGAGGCCGAUGCCUCCGUAGAAAAUGGAAAGAUGGUGGAGUACUUAUUUGGUAAAGAAGGAAAAGGUCGCCUCAGACAUGAUAAAUUUGUGCAGUUUAUAAGAGAUUUGCAUGAAGAAAUUUUGAGGUUGGAGUUUGUUCAUUAUGACUUCAAAUCGCAAAAAACCAUAUCAGCAAAAGAUUUUGCACACUCCAUAGUUGCUUCUGCAGACGUGAGUCAUCUGAACAAGUUACUCGAAAGGGUUGAAGAAAUGAACAAUAAUCCUCAGUUCAAAAAUGUACGCAUCACAUUUGAGGAGUUCAAAAACCUUGCAGAUCUGCGGAAAAAAUUAGUACCACUUUCAUUGGCUCUUUUCAGUUUUGCAAAAGUAAAUGGCCUUUUAACAAGAGACGAUUUUCGGCAUGCUGCAUCAAGUGUUUGCGGUUUAGCUCUUUCUGACAAUGUGGUUGAGAUUGUUUUUCAUUUGUUUGACACAAGUGGGGAUGGAAAUCUAAGUUCAAAUGAGUUUAUUAGAGUGCUGCACAAAAGAGAGGGAGAUAUUGGUGGACAUGUGGAGACAGGAAUCAUAGGUUUCUUAUCAUGUUGCUGGAACUGUAUGGACAAAUCUCCAGGUUCACAGUCAUUUUCCUGA
Molecule: messenger RNA, 1344 nt
Organism: Lathyrus sativus (Indian pea)
Lineage: Eukaryota; Viridiplantae; Streptophyta; Magnoliopsida; Fabales; Fabaceae
Source: the annotation of a GenBank genome assembly